AUGUCUCUCUCCGACUCGUUCGCCAUGCCGCACGCCUCCGACUCCGACAACGAUGACAUUGACUCCCUGCCCUCGAGCACAACCGAUUCCUUCAGUUCGGACGAUGAUGAGUACGAUGCACAGCGCGAAUGGGAGCGAAGCCUGGAACAAUUACAGCUUCUGUUGACCAUGAUCUUGGUGCCAUUUGCUGGCAAAUACUUUGGGAGGAAAUUCGCAUAUUGGAGCUGGGCGAGGUACAUGGAAUGGAUGCACAAUGUAGAAAUAAGGUGGACCAACAAGAAGUCCUUCAAGGCCGCUGGCGCAAUUGAGGCCGCGUCGUCGUUAUAA
This is a messenger RNA of Truncatella angustata, 327 nucleotides long. RefSeq lists its product as uncharacterized. Gene Ontology annotation, biological process: mitochondrial outer membrane translocase complex assembly; protein insertion into mitochondrial outer membrane. Gene Ontology annotation, cellular component: mitochondrial outer membrane. Bases 1 to 327 code for a protein of 108 amino acids. Lineage: Eukaryota; Fungi; Ascomycota; Sordariomycetes; Amphisphaeriales; Sporocadaceae. The record is from RefSeq and is a predicted model, not a curated record. The transcript is spliced from 2 exons.